Molecule: messenger RNA, 2753 nt
Organism: Fundulus heteroclitus (mummichog)
Lineage: Eukaryota; Metazoa; Chordata; Actinopteri; Cyprinodontiformes; Fundulidae
Gene: esrra
Product: estrogen-related receptor alpha
Exons: 8
Coding region: 395-1696 (433 amino acids)
Biological process (GO): regulation of DNA-templated transcription
Cellular component (GO): nucleus
Molecular function (GO): sequence-specific DNA binding; steroid binding; nuclear steroid receptor activity
Source: RefSeq, a predicted model, not a curated record
ACAGCCCAGUUGUAGAAGCCUAAACGGGAAUUGGCAACGCCAGUGUCCAGGAGCGAGCAGCCGGGUAGAGCUUUUGGUCGCCGGUUGCUGCUGCCGCUGCUGUUGUUAUUGUCAUCAUCAUCACCUCGUUUCGCUGGGAUUUGCUUUAAAGGUGAUGUGACGUGAAAAAAAAAAAAAAAAAGAAGCCCAGGCGCCAUCAGAAGCAAGCCCAGCCGACUUUCCAGCCCUGGAGGACUUGACGGACUUCUCGCCGAAUAAGACCAACGAGAUGCGCCUCCAUCCACCAAUGUCCUGAUAACCACAGAAUUCAACCUGCAGCGCGAACAAGCCAGUGACCUGCCAACAGGACCGAGUGACAUAUAGGUUUCAAGCUCCAGUUCACAGAACAGGCAUCAUGUCUUCCCGGGAGCGUCGCUCUGAUGUCUACAUAAAGGCGGAGCCGAGCAGCCCAGAGGGAGGCGGGGGAGGUCGGACCAGCCCCGGCGGGGCCUCCUCGGACUCCUCUCAGAGCGGCGGCGGGGGGGCCAGGGGGGACGGCGCCAAGCGCUACUCGCCGCCGCUCUACACCCCGGCGCUGCGCUGUCAUUUCAAAGACGAGGGCGGCGACGGGGCGGAGGAGGGCUCCGCCGGCAACGGAGCGGGGCGAUGCAAGUACGCCCUGAGCACGCUGCCCAAGAGGCUGUGUCUGGUGUGCGGCGACGUGGCGUCAGGGUAUCAUUACGGCGUGGCGUCAUGCGAGGCCUGCAAAGCCUUCUUCAAGAGAACCAUUCAAGGUAAUAUUGAGUACAGCUGCCCUGCGUCCAACGAGUGCGAGAUCACCAAAAGGCGACGAAAAGCCUGCCAGGCAUGCCGCUUUACUAAGUGCCUCAAAGUAGGCAUGCUGAAAGAGGGAGUACGUCUCGACAGAGUCAGGGGUGGAAGGCAGAAGUACAAAAGGCGCCCGGAGGUGGAGAACGCAACAUAUCAGAGCGCUCCUCUAUCUCUCACUAAAGAAAGUGAAAAAGGUUCUUCCAACAUCAUCGUGUCCCAUCUUCUGGUGGCGGAGCCCGAAAAGCUGUUUGCCAUGCCGGACCCUCUGCAGCCGGACACGGCCCAGCGCACGCUCACCACCCUGUGUGACCUUGCCGACCGCGAGCUGGUUGUGAUCAUCGGCUGGGCCAAACACAUUCCCGGCUUCCUGUCUCUGUCCCUGGCCGACCAGAUGUCGGUGCUGCAGUCCGUGUGGCUGGAGGUGCUGGUGCUGGGCGUGGCGUUCCGCUCCAUCGGCUGCGAGGACGAGGUGGUCUUCGCCGAGGACUUCGUCCUCGAUGAGGAGAUGUCACGCGUUGCUGGAUUGACGGAGCUGAACGCCGCGAUCAGCCAACUGGCCCGCCGUUUCCGUGCGCUAAACGUGGACCGGGAGGAGUUCGUCAUGCUAAAAGCCAUCGCCCUCACAAACUCAGACUCCGUUUACAUCGAGGACAUGGAGGCUGUGCAGAAGCUCCGGGACCUCCUCCACCAGGGCCUGCUGGAGCUGGAGUGUCAGCGGCGCCCAGACGACCCCCAGCGGGCGGGGCGCCUCCUCUUAACGUUGCCUCUCCUCCGACAGACUGCCGGCCGCGCGCUCACCACCUUCUACAGCAUCAAGACCCGCGGCGGCGUUCCCAUGCACAAACUAUUUCUGGAGAUGCUGGAAGCCAUGAUGGACUCUCCUUAGAGGGCCGAGCAAAGGACAUAAAGAUGGGAGGGGGGGGGGGGGGGGGGAACCGACAGAGAACUGGUCUACAAGAGUGGACAAGUGGUUUAUAAAAAAAAAAAAAGGAAAGUUUUUAAUAGAGAACUAAUAAUGAGGGAUUUAUGCUUCUUGUUUUAAGCUGCGUGAACAAAGAAAAUGCGAGAAAAGGAAGAGAAAAAAAAAAGCAUAUUCACAUUUCUAGGAGGGAUUUUGCUUUUUACACCAUGAGGGUACCUGCCAAGUUCCAGUAAGAAGAAGAAGAAGAAGAAGCCAUGACUGGGUGCAGAAUAUUUCACUACUUUCAUGGAGGGCUUUUUUUUUUUCAUGCCAUCAAUCUACAAAUACUUUACCACUUUUAGGUACACCGCAACCGCUUUUGAACUUUUUAACACAACGCUACAUCUGCACAUAAAAGCCAUAUUUAGACAUCCGGCGUGAAGCUCGAGGGUCCGUCAAGGCGGGGGUGCGGGGGUGCGGGGGGGUGCUGGAGUUGUUGGCGAACCAUAGGAGUUACUUGCAAUAUGUUAAAAGCAAUAUUGUCCGUGACGUUCAAAAAUACAGAGAACAAGAUGCUCGUUAGUAUUUGUGUGCGUCAGUUUCUCUCCAAAACUUUGGACCCCAAGUGCUUAUUAUUAUUAUUUUUUUUUUAUUUCUGUCAUCUCGUGUUCUAGGAAUACGGGAUGACUGGGCGGAGAACAGGAAAGACUGCAGCUCUUUUUCUAAGUUAAACCAGAGGGUUAUUUAACAUUAAGCCACCGGGAAUCCGGACGGAUUCAAGCAAAACUCGCGGCGCACAGGAGGAACGUGCAUCCGUACCGUUCUGCGUUUGCCGUAAAUCCUAACGGCAGAACCACGGCUUCCAGGAUGCCCGUCUGCGAUGGUGUGCAGUGGAAACAAAUGAGAUCAGGGAAGAAAUCAACUUUUUCACAUUGAACGCUUCUGUGGCUAUACCAGCGGUUGGAAAAGAGAUGGAUCCGCCUCAUUUGCUAGUUUUUUAUAUAUAUAUAUAUAUAUAUAUAUAUAUAUAUAUAUAUAUAUA